This is a messenger RNA of Spinacia oleracea (spinach), 956 nucleotides long. RefSeq lists its product as uncharacterized. The transcript has 2 exons. The coding region runs from base 461 to 859 and encodes 132 amino acids. The record is from RefSeq and is a predicted model, not a curated record. NCBI's taxonomy places the organism in Eukaryota, Viridiplantae, Streptophyta, Magnoliopsida, Caryophyllales, Amaranthaceae.
AAUCCCACUUUUGUCAGUGUGGAAUAGAAAAAGAGUGACAUAAAGAAUUGCCAUCCAGAAGGCAAGAGGAUUUGGACAAGGUAUAGUGCUGAAUCGCAUAGGAGCUGAACCAAAUGUCCCGGGAAAUGUUGUGCCCAAUCUUGAAAUCCCAAAAACAACAGAAACAACAAAUAUGGCAGGAACUUCUUCAAAUUCAAAAACUGAAAUGAUGGAAUUUUUGGAAAAAUUUAGUACAUUGGCAAAGCCGCUUGCUUCCAAUGUCAGCGAGAUCUACAACAUGCUAGACAAAGCGCAUGAAAUGUUUAACGAGGCCGAUACAACAGACAAAAUGCACAGCCUAGUUUAAAACAUUUGGAACAAGUACACCUCUAAGAAACAAAAGCUAAGCCAAAACAAAGAUGAAGAAGAGCAGAAAAACAAAACCCCAUCAAUUUUAAGCCAGGAUCAACAUCUGUUUGACAUGCCUGGAUUCAUGGAGGAGUUGGAUAACUUAAUGGCAAAUGAGUGGAAUAUGUAUUAUGAGCAAAGAGCGAAUGAAAAGAAGAUACAAAGCACUCCUAGAGAUGCACAGAUACAUGAAGUACUGGAGAAUCCAGAGGAUUUCAUUACUCCAAGGCUAGAUAUACCAACUCCACGGUUCAGAACAAGAACCCCAACACCAGAACCUGAAAUUCCUUCCGAGCCUGAAAUCAUGAAGCCUGCCAUUAAAACUGCAUCAAACGAAACACCAGAAGCCACUAGGACCGCAAUUGCAAAAUACACAAGCUUCAACUUACUAUCUCCCUCGCCAAUCAAUCAAGAACAAAAAGCUGAAAAUCCAGAGCAUAACAUUGUUACCCCAGCUUCACCAAAACAGUGAGCAAAUGAGUCAGCUGCUGAAAAUUUGAUGAAAAUGGCAGAUGCAGCAGCUAUGGAAAGCGAGAAAAUUCUUACCGCUGGAGAUGCAAAACAGAAGG